This is a messenger RNA of Syngnathus acus (greater pipefish), 2082 nucleotides long. It is a transcript of the gene scarb1, whose product is annotated as scavenger receptor class B, member 1. Gene Ontology annotation, cellular component: lysosome; cytoplasm; caveola. The coding region runs from base 257 to 1729 and encodes 490 amino acids. Gene Ontology annotation, molecular function: low-density lipoprotein particle binding; lipid binding; scavenger receptor activity. The record is from RefSeq and is a predicted model, not a curated record. The transcript is spliced from 13 exons. NCBI's taxonomy places the organism in Eukaryota, Metazoa, Chordata, Actinopteri, Syngnathiformes, Syngnathidae. Gene Ontology annotation, biological process: recognition of apoptotic cell; cholesterol efflux; cholesterol import.
CCAGGAUGCCUCGCGCGAAGGAGGGGGGGGGGGCGCGGCCAACACAACCGUGAGGUUGCCGCGGCUGGCCGGCUAUAAAUGAGAUGGCGACGGACGAGCACCUCAAACUCGUUCGUAAGAAAAGUGGCUGGUGGGAGGACUUGACGAGCACUCGAGACGAGCUCCGCGCUCAAGCGCACGUUUCUUUAGCCGGCCCGCGAGGCUGCUAGCAGGCUAACAGUCAGCUCCAAGGAAAAUAACAAGAGCAAGUGCGGGCAUGGCGGCGUGCAAAAGGCAAGUGGCGGUGGGCUUCGUGGUCGCAGGGGUUCUCGCGCUGGUCUUCGGGACCAUCCUGGCCAUCGUGGGUCCGCUCAUCAUCGACCAGCAGAUCGUCAAGAACACGGUGAUCGACCCGCAGAACCAGAUGACGUACCGCAUGUGGAAGGACAUCCCGGUGCCGUUCUACAUGUCCGUCUACUUCUUCCACGUCCUCAACCCCAAGGAGGUCCUGAACGGUGAGAAGCCCAUGCUGGAGCAGCGAGGCCCUUACGUGUACAGGAAGCGCUGCCAAAAGGACAACAUCACGUUCCACGCCAACAACACGGUGACUUACCUAGAGUACCGGCGCUACUUCUUUGAGCCCGGCAUGUCGGCCGGAAACGAGUCUGACGUGGUCACCAUCCCCAACAUGCUGGUGCUGGGCGCGGCGGUGAUGAUGGAGAACCUCCCGUUUGCCUUGCGACUGCUGAUCAGCGCCACCUUCAAGUCGUUCAAGGAGGGCCCCUUCCUCACCAAGACGGUGGGCGAGCUCAUGUGGGGCUACGACAGCGGCCUGGUGGACUUCCUCAACAAGUACCUGCCUCGGACGCUGCCCUCCUCCGGCAAGUUUGGACUCUUCAGCGAGUUCAACAACUCCAACACGGGCCUGUUCACCGUCUUCACGGGUCAGGACGACAUUGGCAACGUGCACAGGGUGGACUCCUGGAACGGCCUCACUGAGCUGAGCUACUGGCGGACACCUCAGUGCAACAUGAUCAACGGCACGGCGGGUCAGAUGUGGCCGCCCUUCAUGACCCGAGACUCCACGCUGGCCUUCUACAGCCCCGACGCGUGCAGGUCCAUGGAGCUGGUGUACCAACGGGCGGGCAGCAUGAAGGGCAUCCCCUUGUACCGCUACGUGGCGCCCAAGACGCUCUUCGCCAACGGCAGCGACUACGCCCCCAACCAGGGAUUCUGCCCCUGCCGCCAGUCGGGUCUGCUCAACGUCAGCAGCUGCCGCCACAAUUCUCCCGUCUUCAUUUCGCAUCCGCACUUCUUCAACGCUGACCCUGUCCUGCUGGACUUUGUGCACGGGCUCCAGCCCACCGAGGACCAGCACGGACUCUUCAUAGACAUCCACCCGCAAACGGGCGUCCCGCUCAACGUGUCCAUCCGCCUGCAGCUCAACCUUUACGUCAAGCGAGUGUCAGGAAUUACCGAGACGGGCAAGAUCCCCGAGACCGUCAUGCCCAUGAUCUGGUUUGAGGAGAGCGGCUACAUGGACGGGCCCGUCCUGGACACCUUCCAUACCAACCUGGUGGUGCUGCCCGCCGUCAUGGAGGUCACGCAGUACGGCUUCAUCACGCUCGGACUGGUCACCGCCGCCGUCGCCGCUGUCGUCUGGCACAGGAGCCGCAAGGUGGCCUGCCAAGAUCUGGCUCACGGCAAUGGCGCCCCGCAGAAAAGCAAGCGGGGACACUCAGACGAGUGAAGCUGACGGCGGCAACGCGUUGAGAAGCGCCCGCCCAGCCCAGACGGCCGCUACGACCUGCACGCACGCGCGCGCGUGGCAUUCACUUCCCGGCACCCUGACUGACGCCCGACCUUGUUUUGUCUCCGUGGGAACGAGCAUAAAUUGGAGCGGGCGAUUGGGCGACGUUAUCCUUUUUUAUAUGGCGAGUGUUGAGACCGUGGUCACGGUGAUGAAACGCAACCGCCUCACCUGCUCCUUUGACUUUUUGAAAGUUGUUUCGGGGCCGGGGCUAUGAGAUUUCCGGUUCCUUUUGUAUGGAUUACAGCACGCGCGUUUGUGCAACAAUAAACGUCGUCGUGACGAUGCCGCAA